Endocarpon pusillum Z07020 is the source of this 618-nucleotide messenger RNA. RefSeq lists its product as uncharacterized. Bases 1 to 618 code for a protein of 205 amino acids. The transcript is spliced from 2 exons. The record is from RefSeq and is a predicted model, not a curated record. NCBI's taxonomy places the organism in Eukaryota, Fungi, Ascomycota, Eurotiomycetes, Verrucariales, Verrucariaceae.
AUGCGAUCGUUAGAAAUUAUAUGGGAUUUUAGAGACCAUCGGUCUCAUGCGUUUCCCGAGCUAGAAGCAGGGGCGUGUAUACUGGAUGAUGUGGGGCGCUGUCAUUACAUCUUUCAGAGAGCUUCUUCACCAAUAAGAAUUGUGGAAGCGGUCAAGCAGUUUUCACGAUUUGAACUUCCACAAAAGAAGGAACCCGGCGAUGUGCUAUCCCUAUUCGUUGCGCCGUUUCCUCCCCGGAAGACCAUCUUCCCUGAUCUUGCCAUUGAAAACAUUCCGAGCGGUUGCAAAAGGUCAAAGAUCAAGAUUUGCGUAGCGAGAAAUGGAUUUUCAUUUGGCACAGAAGUGAAACUCGGACCUUCAAGACUUGGAGCAGAGAGUGGAGAUGAGUACGACGGAACUCUCAACGUCGGCUGUGUAGGGCAUGGACGAUGCCGCGCAAAUAUAUAUGGAGCCAGGAGAAUUGGCCACAAUGAUCGCAAAGUUGUCACCCCUUUCAAUUCCAAGUUGUUAUCGGUUCAGCAAAGACUCAGCAAGAGUUCACAAAGCGUUCGGACUGGAGGACUGCCAAGGGCGCAUAUUGCUUUACUUAACAUGCAUGACCAACUUGAGGAGAAGUGA